Molecule: messenger RNA, 1578 nt
Organism: Aspergillus lentulus
Lineage: Eukaryota; Fungi; Ascomycota; Eurotiomycetes; Eurotiales; Aspergillaceae
Product: putative serine peptidase
Biological process (GO): proteolysis
Molecular function (GO): serine-type exopeptidase activity; dipeptidyl-peptidase activity
Source: RefSeq, a predicted model, not a curated record
AUGCGGACUGUUGCUGCUUCGCUGACGCUUGCUGCGUCUUGUCUUCUUGAGUUGGCCUCUGCCCUCAUGCCUAGGGCGCCUUUGAUUCCUGCGCUGAAAGCGAAAGUUGCCUUGCGCUCUGGAAACGCGACAUUCGAGCAGUAUAUUGAUCAUAAUAACCCUGGUCUGGGGACAUUUUCCCAGAGAUACUGGUAUAAUCCGGAAUAUUGGGCUGGUCCUGGCUCUCCUGUGGUUUUGUUUACACCGGGUGAAUCGGACGCUGCGGACUACGACGGAUUCUUGACCAAUGCGACAAUUGUUGGACGCUUUGCUGAAGAGAUCGGGGGUGCAGUUAUUCUGCUUGAGCAUCGCUACUGGGGAGCUUCAUCACCGUACCCCAAUUUGACGGCUGAAACGCUCCAAUACCUGAAUCUGGAGCAGUCGAUUGCGGACCUUGUUCACUUUGCAAAGACCGUGAACCUUCCGUUCGACAAGGACCACAGCAGCAACGCUGAUAAUGCGCCAUGGGUGAUGUCUGGGGGAUCCUACAGCGGUGCCCUAGCCGCGUGGACGGCAUCAAUUGCUCCAGGGACCUUCUGGGCAUACCAUGCAUCGAGUGCGCCUGUGCAGGCCAUCUAUGACUUCUGGCAAUACUUCGUCCCCGUUGUCGAGGGCAUGCCUAAGAACUGCAGCAAGGAUGUCAAUCGCGUGGUGGAGUAUAUUGACCACGUCUAUGCGUCAGGGGAUAUGGAGCGUCAGCAGGAAAUCAAAGAGAUGUUCGGGAUGGGAGCCCUCAAGCAUUUCGACGAUUUUGCAGCAGCAAUUACGAACGGACCAUGGCUUUGGCAGGAUAUGAAUUUCGUCUCGGGGUACUCCCGUUUCUAUAAAUUUUGCGAUGCAGUAGAGAAUGUGACGCCGGGGGCAAAGUCCGUUCCUGGACCGGAAGGCGUCGGUCUGGAGAAAGCACUGCAAGGCUAUGCGUCGUGGUUCAAUUCAACGUACUUGCCUGGGUCCUGCGCCAAAUAUAAAUAUUGGACCGACAAAUACGCAGUUGACUGCUACGACACAUAUGACCUUGACAGCCCCAUAUACACCGACACGGCCGUCAACAAUACCAUCAAUAAGCAGUGGACCUGGUUUUUAUGCAAUGAACCUCUCUUCUACUGGCAAGAUGGUGCACCCAAGCAUGAGUUCACCAUUGUCUCCAGGACCGUCUCGGCGGAGUACUGGCAACGACAAUGCUCCGGGUACUUCCCAGAAGUCAACGGCUAUACAUUCGGUAGCGCCAAAGGCAAGACCGCUGAAGACGUGAAUAAGUGGACCAAGGGCUGGGACUUGACCAACACUACACGUCUGAUCUGGACAAAUGGUCAGUUCGACCCCUGGAGGGACGCCUCAGUUUCGUCGAAAUUCAGACCUGGAGGACCUCUUCAUCCCACAGAACAAGUGCCAGUACAUGUGAUUCCGGAUGGGAUGCAUUGCUCAGAUCAAUGGAUGGCCUACGGAAAGGCGAAUGCCGGUGUUCAGAAGGUGAUUGAUGAAGAAGUGGCGCAAAUCAAGGCUUGGGUCGCAGAGUAUCCCAAAUAUAAGAAGCCUUGA